Temnothorax curvispinosus is the source of this 1122-nucleotide messenger RNA. RefSeq lists its product as uncharacterized. The transcript has 6 exons. The coding region runs from base 100 to 1122 and encodes 340 amino acids. The record is from RefSeq and is a predicted model, not a curated record. Lineage: Eukaryota; Metazoa; Arthropoda; Insecta; Hymenoptera; Formicidae.
GCGCUCACUAACCGCAUGUUCCAACAUUUUUUCUCUUUCAUGAUUUUUUGUGUUAUACGGAAAAAAUAAAAUCUGCUUUCUUGAUAAACAAGAGAAAAUAUGACAACCCACAAUCAAUCUUCAUAUUGCGAAAGUUGUAGUCGAUAUCCCUAUGUCGGCAGAGUAUCCAUAGGAGAAAAGGAAAGUGUUGACUUCAUCUAUCAAUUUGUGACGAAAAGAUUUGUUACCACGAACUACCGGAAUCUUAGCGUAUUCCAUACUGCCCCUGACAUAAUUGGGCCACCAAAAUUUUUAAACUAUGGAGAACUGUUUCAUCCAUCAUGUUCUUUUGGAGGAAAAUAUGUCGAAAGGAAAGAUGGUAUCGAUAUUUCAAUAUCUCCGUGGCAAUACAUAGAUUCCGUGAGAAGUGUUAUUAAUCGUUAUGCCGCAUCCUGUUAUUCAAGGCAGGGGAAUGAUGAUGAGUAUAUUGAUAUCGAGUUUCAUGAAGCCGUAUAUCCAAUCAGAGUCUGUAUUUCCGAAAUAUAUAAUCCUGGAGGAGUAACUGAAAUUUGGGCUCAAGAUUCUAUAAAUAAUCAGUGGUUUCAAUUGUGGGAAAAGUCGCCUCAGAUUGUACCCCCGACAGCAAGAUUAUUCUCUCCGCCCUUAUCACACCCAUGUAACUUUAAAACCAAAAUGCUCAGGCUAAUAUUUAAACAGUGUAGUUCACCUGCCUCUUAUUCAAAGCUAGAUGCUGUGUUGCUUAUUGGUUCAUCAGAUUUGAUCCUUUCUAAAAAUCCUAACGAGAGUUUAAGUAAUCUGUUAAAAAGAAUUAACAGCAUGUACACUCCACAAUAUAAGGAAGUUUAUAAUUUAACAGCAGAUUUAAAAAGUGCACACUUGGAUAUAGUUCAUCUGCAAAGAAAUUUUUCUGAAUAUUGUGUUAUUUAUAAAAGCGAAAUAAGAAGGAUUAAUUAUAAAAGUAAUUUGAAGCACAAAAAGGCAUCUCAGGAGGUAAUCCCAGGUUAUGUGCAACUUUUUGGACAGAAAUACUCGCGUCAUAUUUUACUAAAAAGUUAUUCAAAUUAUGCCAAGCGUAUGAAACUUUUUUCGGAUGAACCCAAGGAGCUAUCACGUUGCAAAUGA